ACAUUUUACCCUACCACCACGAGCAGAAUUAUUCUUUUUGCCCUUGAGGUUUCCUACCACCACUGCUUCUGAAAUCACAGACAUUGCAAUAUCAACUGUCAACCCGAGUUAGAUUUCAACCUCUACUCUGACGUCCGCGACCGCAUCCUCCAUCGAGAAAGAACAAGACCUCCUGAGAUCAACGCAACCAGCGGAUCGCGACGAGAUGUCCUCUACCCCACAAGAAGCCGACGGGGCCCAGGUGCCCCAGAAACACGGCAACAUGCCCGUGUCCAUCCUCUUCUGCCGCGAGUGCUCCAACAUGCUGUAUCCCAAGGAGGACAAGGAGGCCCGCCGCCUGAUGUACCAGUGCAGGACCUGCCAGCAUACCGAGGACGCUACCUCCAACUGCGUCUACCGAAACAUCCUCAAGAGCCAGGCUGGCGACACAGCAGGCGUCACCCAUGACGUUGCCCUCGAUCCCACGCUACCUCGCUCGGACAAGAAGUGCCCCGCCUGCGGCCACGAGGAGGCUGUUUUCUUCCAAUCCCAACAACGAACUAGAGAUACUGGCAUGAAAUUGUACUACGUUUGCUGCUCCUGUGGUGAGAUCUACCAGUAGGAUGGUUCUCGAUCUCCCACGGGAACAGUCUUUUUCAGUCGCCAAUCUGUGGCUGCUCGCGGGCAACAGUCCGCCGCUCAGCCUUCAACUCCACCCCGCCCUGGUCAGGCUGAACCGCCCUCUGUUGAGAGAACUUGGUCACCGUCUCACGCGUUCAUCAUGUCGCCUCUGAAUCUGCCGGCUGCCUCGUCUCUGGAAUGGUAUGACGGGGAAUUUGCACAGCCAAUGUCGAGGACUUUGUCCGCAGAAACUCGCGCGCCCUCGGUGCCACCUCCUCAUCCAGAGUCACAGCCCGUGUCAGAGACUGUACCUACAACCCUCUCCGAGUCUGAUACGUCCAUAUCGCAGAACGUGCCAACAGCGGGACAACUGUCCUUGGAUGACUUCAUGAAAACUGGUCCAGAUCAUUGAUUAGGGGAUUGGGAGUAAGGUUUGAUUCGGAUUCUUUCCGGCAAGGAGUUUAGGUGAGGAUUGGAAAUGGGAAGAAUGGGCGAAUAGACCGAAAAUGGAACAUGGUGGGAAUUUGUACCAAUAAAAAUUCAGAAGGAUAGGAUUUCUCUCUGCAGGCCAUCCCAUCCAAAUUAAUUGACCAGCGAUAAUCUUCAU
Messenger RNA from Cryphonectria parasitica EP155, 1207 nucleotides. RefSeq lists its product as uncharacterized. Gene Ontology annotation, cellular component: RNA polymerase II, core complex. The transcript has 3 exons. The coding region runs from base 206 to 601 and encodes 131 amino acids. Gene Ontology annotation, biological process: transcription-coupled nucleotide-excision repair; maintenance of transcriptional fidelity during transcription elongation by RNA polymerase II; DNA-templated transcription. The record is from RefSeq and is a predicted model, not a curated record. Gene Ontology annotation, molecular function: zinc ion binding; nucleic acid binding; DNA-directed RNA polymerase activity. Lineage: Eukaryota; Fungi; Ascomycota; Sordariomycetes; Diaporthales; Cryphonectriaceae.